GUCCAGCUGACCAGCGAACCAUGUCAGUCUGCUCCUUCGUGGACAACGCAGCCUGACUUCCGUAGGACCGGCAAGGUGCAUCGUCCGUAGCAACCUCUGAAGCGUCUACAAUGGCACCGCCGUUAAACCGCAAGCGGCGUUCCAACGAGACCGCGCAGUCGGCCCCGAAACGCCGCCGGUCUGGCAACAACCCGCCAUCGCCCGGGGCACGCGUAAAUGUGGCUGUCAGGGUGCGCCCGCUCAGCGAUCGCGAGGCCGAGACGGCCAGCAUCGUCCGCGUGGUGGACGACAGGUGCCUUGUGUUCGACCCAAAGGCCGAAGCCGAGCCUUUCUACUUCCAAGGGCAGCGGGCGUGCGGGGGCCUGGUCAAGCCAAACAAGGACCAGACGUUUAUGUUUGAUCAGGUGUUUGACGAAAAUAAGGACAAUGAUUAUGUCUUUGAGCACACAACCAAGGAAAUGCUCUCGACGCUUCUUGAAGGGUGCAACUGCUCUGUGUUCGCGUACGGCGCGACCGGUGCCGGAAAGACUUUCACGAUGCUGGGCUCCGAGGAGUGUCCCGGAGUGGUCUCUCUGACGGCCAGCGAGCUGUACAGACGCGUGGACAAGCUCCGGUCUGAGGGACAGUCGUGCGACGUGGCGGUCGCCUACCUGGAAGUCUACAACGAGGUCGUGCGCGACCUGCUGUGCCCCAACGGACCGUCGCUGGUCGUCCGUGACGACCCGAACAAGGGCAUCGCCAUCUCCAACCUCUCCAUACACAAGGUGAAGGAGUCUGGUGCACUGUUUGAGUUGCUUCUGAAAGGCAACAGGAACAGGACUCAGCACGCCACUGAUGCCAACUCAGAGUCGUCGCGGUCCCAUGCAAUCUUCCAGGUUUACGUCACGCAGACUGAGAACGUGACGAGCACGAGCAAAGGUAUCCGCGUCUCCAAGAUGAGCUUUGUCGACCUCGCGGGCUCAGAGCGUGCGGCUGCGGUGAGCAGAAACAUCAAGGACCGGAUGCGCGAGGGCACCAAGAUCAACCUCUCCCUCCUGGCCCUGGGCAACUGCAUUGAUGCCCUCUCGAAGGGUGGGGUGCAGCGGGUGCCGUACCGGGGAUCCAAGCUGACCCACAUCCUCAAGGAUUCGCUGGGCGGCACGUGUCGCACCCUCAUGAUCGCAGCAGUGUCGCCGUCCAAACUCAGCUACACCGAGACGCACAACACGCUGAAGUACGCUGAACGGGCCAUGAAGAUUGAGCUCCAGGCCAAGAAAAAUGUCCUCAACGUCAACGUGCACAUGUCGAUGUACAGCGCGCUCAUCGAGGAGUACAAGCAGAAGGUGGAGGGCCUUCAACGCAAGCUCGACAAGGUCGAAAAAGAGAAGUCCGAGCUCGAGGCAGAGGUGGUCGAGCUCAAGGAGAGUCUCGCGACGGCCCACCGAGACGCCCUGCUACGAGGACAACAAACCGGCGGUGGCAGCAUCGUCCCAGCUAGGCAUAACGAUGCCCUGUCGACGACGCCCGUCCUUUCUCCAAGCGUUGAGGCGAGCCAGCCCAGUGACUACGGCAGGACAGCCUACUUUGUUGAUGCAACCAGGAAAAUAUACGCUGUGCGUGCAAAGAUCGUCAGGCAGAUCUGGGGAAAACGAGACCGCCAUCCGCCACCAGCCUGUGGUGGCGGCAGCAUCGUGUACAAGAAACCCGGUGCUCGAAAGUGUACAGAAAUGUGGCCCUUGGAGGUGAAAGAGAACUGGAAGCAGCAGGUGGCAAAGACUGUCAAGGUGCUUCAGGGUUGCACUGAAGACACCCUGAAGGAAUCUGAGAGGCUGGAUCACUUCUUGCAGUCGCAAGCAGCCAAACGUCUUGCUGCUAAAGAAAAGCUGGAGGCACUUCACAAUGAGCGAAGACGAAACUUCGAGUGUGGCAAAGACCUUCUAGCAGAGGCUUCUGCUGCCGGUUGCUUGGAGGCUGUGGAAGCGGAAAUAGCCGUGCUGGAGCCACUGGUCGAGCAUGCCGAGACCCAGGGUCAGCGGCAGAUGUUCGCCGAGCUCGCCGAACUGCUGGGCCAGAAGUGCAACCACUGGGAGGGCCUGAACAGCGUGGCAGUUCCCCACCUGCGCAGCCUCUACGUCAUCCUGGAGGCCCGGAACUGCUCCAGCUCCGACCAACGCGAUGCUCAUGCAGCCGUUGUCAAAAAGGCCAAGGGUCCCGGUGUGACAUGGGCGGAUGAACAAAACGAGGAGGCGGAUGGUCAACUGGACCUCGCGAGUCUGCUCCACGCUCCCGAGUGGCGACUGGCAACCACAGUGCGGCGGAAGUCUGUCACUCUACCAUCCGUUAAGCUCGACGACUCCUUUGAAGGCUGCACGGGUGACAUGACGUUCGUCCGGUUUCCGAACGGAUCCCCGCAUCCACGGCGUCACAGGCGUAGCAUGAGCACAGACAUGGCCAGCACGUCUGCAAGUCCGGCCUGGAGCUCGAUGCAGUCAAACGCCGCGAACGAGACAUUCGUCAGCGACACUCCCAAGCUGCAAAUAUUCCAGCCAAUCUCUUCUCCGCUGCCAUCCACAUCAAAGGCCGCAGCACAAUCGCGGAAGUUUGCAAAGUACCGCCCGUCCAUAGUGCACAAAGAGAACUCAGCACCGCGAUCCAUACUUGUGGGACCAGGCAGCAUUAGGAGCAAUCCUCAGUCCGGCCGAAGAAUGAUGAGGAAGAGCAUGAGCACGUCGAACUUACCCCAGUCGACGUCAACUGUGACUCCAACUUCCCGGAAUGCCUUCCUGAUGGCCAACAGGCCCCAGCAGCCCGCCAAUCGGUUCCGCCAGCAUCAAACCAACAGGCGCAACCCAUGAGAGUGCACCCGGGGGCUUAGUUGACGAGCUGAUUCUCGCUUCUGUGGCACGGCCAGUGUUAUGGAAGUGUUCAGAACAGUGGUGUUUUUAAAACGCGUUUAAUCUACCGACGCGUAUAAGCAUUUGGCCAAAAAGCAGUGGAGUGUUAUGGGAAGCCGGAACAUCCUUCCACAAACGACCACCGCCAGUGUCGUGACGCACGUCUGCAGAGGCACGUGACUUCUGCAGCUUCGAAAAUGAACACUUGUGUGCCGCACGCUUUUCGAAAGUUUUUACGUGCUUGUCGCAACAGAGACUGGUUCGGUCUCCAGUUUCCCAGCUCCUCACUAGCCUUGCCAUUGUGUGAAGACUGAACAGCUGUCGUGUGGCAGUUUUUGCACUGUAGCGUUCUUGAAUUGUCGCAACUCGCUUUGCAACCUCGGCCGCUGUUGGAAUUGUGCCUUCCUGCUUUUAUUUGUAGUUUUGGCACUGCGGACUCGCAUCCAGCCUAGGCUACAAUUGUUGGCGUCCGUGCGCACAAUUCUGCGGCAGGCCGUUUUUUUUACUUUUGAGAUUAGUGACCUUAAACAGUUCUUGUAUUUUGAAGUGACAAGGAAGCACAUUUUUUUUUUCUUGCUGCAAAAUUUGCUUUUAGCGUUCAGUUUUUAGCUUUGACGAAGCAGUAAUUGCACUGCUGUUUCAAACGGUUCCUAAUGCGAGCAGCCUUACAACCAUGACCAGUCUGGGUGGCAUGUCAUUUGUAUCUCCUUGUGAGCAUUCAGAUGUAUAGAAUGUUUUCUUACUCUGUCUUGACCAUCUCAAUGAAGAGUGGCAUUGUCAUGACGCAGUAGCCAUUACUUGCAGCCACAUAGUGUCUUUACAUCUGCUUGUGUUGAUGAAAGAAUGAACUGCCAACUGUUCGUGAUUGCCUUCUCACGUAAAAUGGUACUGACAUGCCAGCAACAUCAAUCAAGGAAUACAUCGGGCCAAGGCCAUCUCGCAAGAUGAAAACGCAUCCGCAUCACUUCUACUUGUCCCAGAAUGACAGCAACAGUCGCAGAGAGACACCUGGUGCGAUGUCUGUAGAGCUUUUUUAUUUGCUAAAGGCAUGCAUUUUUACGCUGCUGAAAUGCAGUAUGGGACCUUCUACGACGACAUGCAACUGAACUUGUGUUGAAAGUUGACAGAAGUGUUGAGCCCCUCAUGUUGCAGCUUUGCACUAAGGCUACGAUAUUUUGCCUCCUUCAAUUCUGCUUGUUUUAAAGCGGAAGAGAACGGCCCCUGCCUUGACAACUCUACAAACUUUUGUAGAGUUCCCCGGGCAGACAGAAUAAAGCCAGGCGGGACCACCGAACUGGUGUUCAAAUGUGCGUGCCUCCAGGGACUGUGUGUCAUGAUUAACGUGUUCGAGAUUUGUAGCGUGGGCUUUUAGCAGUGGCUGCCUUGUUUGUACUAAUUCUCAUGUGCAAAUGAAGCUAGUCUGGCAAGCUGCUUUGACACUGCUGUUGCUGGUCAAAGAUUCUGCGUUUCUUGUUUGCAGAACCUAACAUAUUCUCACUGUUGCUAAUUGCUAAGGGCUGUCUUAUUUGCUGUGGCGCGUCCUUUUUUUUGUCACGGAAUCUAGCCCUCAAUAUUUUAAAACAUUGUGGUACCUUGUAACUGACCCUGCAUUGUAUUAUCAAGGUGUUAAGCCAUGCUCUGUAUCUUGUCUUGGUUUGCGGAUAUAUCUCAUGCCUCUGGUGUCAGUUUGAGCUGUACAGUAACUUAACUCGCACAUCAGUUGUACUCCUUGGCAGGCUGUUCGUGCACCCCUUUAGUGGGAGCAGCGCUUGUGUGCUCAUCUCGUAACUUCACUAUAGGUUGUUUGUGUGUGUCCAUGAAUGGACAGCAAACCAAACUUUUUGUAAGCAGUGCAACAGACACGGUGCUGAAAAUAA
Messenger RNA from Rhipicephalus sanguineus (brown dog tick), 4750 nucleotides. RefSeq lists its product as uncharacterized. The record is from RefSeq and is a predicted model, not a curated record. The transcript is spliced from 16 exons. Lineage: Eukaryota; Metazoa; Arthropoda; Arachnida; Ixodida; Ixodidae. Gene Ontology annotation, biological process: microtubule-based movement. The coding region runs from base 111 to 2834 and encodes 907 amino acids. Gene Ontology annotation, molecular function: ATP binding; microtubule motor activity; microtubule binding.